Molecule: messenger RNA, 5154 nt
Organism: Cygnus atratus (black swan)
Lineage: Eukaryota; Metazoa; Chordata; Aves; Anseriformes; Anatidae
Gene: UNC5B
Product: unc-5 netrin receptor B
Exons: 16
Coding region: 53-3001 (982 amino acids)
Biological process (GO): netrin-activated signaling pathway; anterior/posterior axon guidance
Cellular component (GO): membrane
Molecular function (GO): protein binding; netrin receptor activity
Source: RefSeq, a predicted model, not a curated record
AGCGGCGAGGCGGGCGCGGAGGGCGGCAGUGCGCUGUGCGCUGCGCUCCGCCAUGCAGCCCCCGGGACCCCCCCGCCGCAUCUUCAUCCUCCUCCUCCUCCUCCUCCUCUUCCUCCUGCACCGCCGCUGGGCGCUGGCCGCCGCAGGGCUGGAGUACAGCGACGUGCUGCCCGACUCCUUCCCCUCGGCCCCGGCGGAGACGCUGCCCCACUUCCUGCUGGAGCCGCAGGACGCCUACAUUGUGAAGAACAAGCCCGUGGAGCUCGUCUGCAGGGCCAACCCCGCCACCCAGAUCUACUUCAAGUGCAACGGGGAGUGGGUCAACCAGAACGACCACGUCACCAAGGAGGACCUGGACGAGGUCACGGGGCUGCUGGUGCGGGAGGUGCAGAUCGAGGUCUCCCGGCAGCAGGUGGAGGAGCUCUUCGGCCUAGAGGACUACUGGUGCCAGUGCGUGGCCUGGAGCUCGGCGGGCACCACCAAGAGCCGCAGGGCGUACGUCCGCAUUGCGUACCUGCGGAAGAACUUUGACCAGGAGCCGCUGGGCAAGGAGGUGCCGCUGGAGCAUGAGGUGCUGCUGCAGUGCCGGCCCCCCGAGGGGGUGCCGCAGGCGGAGGUGGAGUGGCUGAGGAACGAGGAUGUCAUCGAUCCCACCCAGGACACCAACUUCCUCAUCACCAUCGACCACAACCUCAUCAUCAAGCAGGCCCGCCUCCUGGACACUGCCAAUUACACCUGCAUGGCCAAGAACAUCGUGGCCAAGCGCCGCAGCACCACGGCUGCCGUCAUUGUCUACGUGAACGGGGGCUGGUCCACCUGGUCCGAGUGGUCUCCGUGCAACAACCGCUGCGGCCGAGGCUGGCAGAAGCGCACACGGACGUGCACCAACCCCGCACCGCUCAACGGUGGCUCCUUCUGCGAUGGGCAGCCCUUCCAGAAAAUAACCUGCACCACCCUCUGCCCAGUGGAUGGCGCAUGGACGGAAUGGAGCAAGUGGUCGGCCUGCAGCACCGAGUGCACCCACUGGCGCAGCCGCGAGUGCGCUGCCCCGGCCCCCCGCAACGGUGGCAAGGAUUGCAGCGGCGUGCUGCUCGACUCCAAAAAUUGCACCGAUGGGCUCUGCCUGCACAAUAAAAGAGUUCUAAGCGAACCCAAAAGCCACCUGCUGGAGGCCACAGGUGACGUGGCCCUGUAUGCCGGGCUGGUGGUGGCCAUUUUCGUCUUUAUCGUGAUCCUGAUGGCUGUGGGGGUGGUGGUGUACCGGCGGCGGUGCCGGGAUUUCGACACGGACAUCACGGACUCGUCAGCUGCCCUGACGGGAGGCUUCCACCCGGUCAACUUCAAGACGUCCCGGCAUGACAACCCGCAGCUGCUACACCCCUCCAUGCAGCCCGACCUGACGGCCAGUGCCGGGGUGUACCGCGGCCCCAUGUACACCCUGCAGGACUCCUCCGACAAGAUCCCCAUGACCAACUCCCCGCUCCUCGACCCCUUGCCCAACCUCAAGAUCAAGGUCUACAACUCCUCCACCACCUCCUCGUCACCAGGCCUCCACGACGGGACGGAUUUGCUGGGGGGAGGCCCCACCACCGGCACCUACCCAGGGGACAGCAGUAGGGACGGGCACUUUGGGAGCGUGCGGAGCAAAGCCCUGGGCUCCCAGCACCUCCUCGGCCUGCCCCGGGAGCACGGCAGCAGCGCCAGCGGGACUUUUGGCUACCUAGGGGGAAGGCUCACCAUCCCUGGCACGGGGGUGAGCCUGCUGGUGCCCCAUGGAGCCAUCCCCCAGGGGAAGUUCUACGAGAUGUACCUGGUCAUCAACAAGGCAGAGAGCGCCCUCUUGCCCUCCGAAGGCACGCAGACAAUGCUGAGCCCGGCGGUGACCUGCGGCCCCACUGGCCUGCUGCUGUGCCGCCCUGUCGUCCUGACCAUUCCCCACUGCGCGGACAUCGGCUCCUCCGACUGGAUUUUCCAGCUGAAAACACAGUCCCACCAGGGAAACUGGGAGGAAGUCGUGACCCUGGAUGAGGAGACCCUCAACACCCCCUGCUACUGCCAGCUGGAAGCCAAGUCCUGCCAUGUUCUGCUCGACCAGCUGGGCACCUACGUCUUUGUGGGGGAGUCCUACUCCAGGUCAGCCAUCAAGAGGCUCCAGCUGGCCAUCUUCGCCCCCACUGUUUGCACCUCCCUGGAGUAUAACCUCAAGGUCUACUGCUUGGAGGACACGCCGGACGCCCUGAAGGAGGUGCUGGAGCUGGAGCGGACGCUGGGCGGUUACCUGCUGGAGGAGCCCAAGCCACUGCCCUUCAAGGACAGCUACCACAACCUGCGCCUCUCCAUCCACGACAUCCCCCACUCGCUGUGGAGGAGCAAGCUGCUGGCCAAGUACCAGGAAAUCCCCUUCUACCACAUCUGGAGCGGCAGCCAGCGAGCCCUGCACUGCACCUUCACGCUGGAGAGGUACAGCCAGGCCUCCACCGAGCUCACCUGCAAGAUAUGUGUGCGGCAGGUGGAAGGGGAAGGGCAGAUCUUCCAGCUCCACGUCACGCUGGGAGAGGUGAGCGGGUGGGGAAUGGCGAGGGGAUGUGGGCAAAGAUGGGUGGCUUAUCCCAGCCCUCCGCCGAAACGCCUCAUGUCGCCCUUCCCCUUGCAGCACGCCGGCUCUUUCGACACCCUCCGCUCGCACCACAGCAGUGCCCCUGCCACCCAGCUGGGACCCUACGCCUUCAAAAUCCCCCUCUCCAUCCGGCAGAAAAUCUGCAGCAGCCUGGAUGCCCCCAACGCCAGGGGGAACGACUGGAGACUUCUUGCCCAGAAGCUCUCCAUGGACCGGUACCUGAACUACUUCGCCACCAAAGCCAGCCCCACCGGGGUGCUCCUGGACUUGUGGGAAGCCCAGCACCAAGACGACGGCGAUCUCAACACCCUGGCCAGUGCCUUAGAAGAGAUGGGCAAGAGCGAGAUGCUGGUGGUCAUGGCCACAGAGGGCGACUGCUGCUGACGCUCCCCGCCCAGUGGCUGAGCGAGGAAGGGCCGAGGGUGCCCGUUUAUCCCUCCCCACGUCACUGCCAGCCUUAGAGACCGAUCCUCACAGUUUACAAGCAAUUCAAGUGUUACGCGGCGUUCCUCCUCCUCCUCCCGGCCGUUUUUGGGUGGUGCUGGGGGAGUCGGGGCUUCUCGGGUCGGGGCGGCGGGGGCUUUCCUUCUCCUUGUGCGUGUGGGUUCCCCUCCCCUCCGGUUCUCCUCCUCCUUUGAUGGCAUUUCUGCGUCGAAGAGGCGAGUCCAGUCUAGGCAAGCAGCUUACUUCUGUCAAAGGCUUCAGGCAGCUUCGUAAGGCAAAUAGGAAAGGAAAAAAAAAAAAAGGAAAAAAAAAAAAACAGUUUCUUAGGAAACGCAAAUAAUUUAUUAUCCAGAUCUUUGGAUGACUCCUUUUAAAAAAAUACAGAAAAAAAAAAAGAUUUAUAAAUCUUUUUUUGUGUGUGUGAGAGAGGAAGAGCACUGUUGUGGUCAGAGUGGCAGAGAGAGAGAUUUAAAUGAGCGCUCUUCUGUAGGGAAAACGUGCGGUCGAGUGGAGCAAAACUUGUUUACAUGUCCUGGGACCCCCGGGAAGUCCGUCGGGUUAAGUGCCUCUAUGCCCCCGUGCUUCAGGGCAAGCUGAGACCCUCCCUGAGAUUUUCAUUGCAAGUCCCCCUUCCUGGCAGCAGCGUCCCCCACAAAUGUGUCUGGAGGGAUGCUGCCUGGUUUUUCUUGCUGGUUUUCCUUCAGGAGCAACCCGAGGUGGUGCCCCUGUUCCCAGCACCGUGCUGGAUGCUCUCCUGGUCGUCGUCCUCCUCCUCCUCCAUCACUGGGCUCUGUCUCCUUCGUUGCUAGUGGCAGCAGGGAAUGCCGAAUUCAUUGGGUUUUUUAAUGAAUUCUUCCCCACUGUAGUUUUGGGGGAGCUUUUUAGGGCGACUGCGCCUUUAUUAUACAUAAAUACAAACCAAAGACUUCAGCCCUGCACUGAUGCACAGGCCAAAGUGGUGGGUUUUGUGUUUUUUUUUUUAUUUAUUUUAUUGGUAACAAAACCCCCAGAUGUUUGCAGUUCAUGCCCCGAGGUGGCACGGUCAGGAGGAGGCAGGUUGGGAUGCAGGCCCAAGCAGACCUCACUGCUGCAGAGUCCCUGGUUUUGAGUCAGUAUUUCGGCUGGGAUGCAGGGAGGGGGUUUUGGGGCUGGGGGCUGCUUUGGAAGAGGUCGGCAGGGCUGCGCUGCUCCUGCGUGGGCUCCGAGGACAAAGCCCCAAGGGUUUAUCCUGCUGGGUCUCAUAGCAGGGCUGUUCUGUGUUCGCACAUAGACCCUUGAUAGGACGGCUGUGGCCUGUGCUGCCCAGCGUUUUGAAGAGCUGGUUUCUCGUUUGGGGUUGGAAGAAACACCAUUGGAGCUGUUAGCAUGCUUUAUUUGGGUUGCUUUUGGUCCUGCGCUGAGUUCUACCUCGCUGGUGAGGAAGGGUCUCCAAGCUGCAAGCCAGGCUAUGCCUCUUAGCUUUAGGAGGGGCGGCAUCGUAAGUGGUCAUCGGGUUUCCAUCCCAUUGCACCUCCUUUAUUUUCUCCCCUUUUUUUUUUUUGUAAUGGACUUGUUAUAACAGUGGAGGGAGAAGUUGUGCGAUGGAUGAAAAGUGAUCAACAGGUAACGAGUUUCAUCGCAGAGAUACGGUGUCUGGAUGAAGGCUAAAAAUUUAGACUACCUGCAGAUAGAAGUAUUUACUCGGUGAUCGUGGUAUCUUAGAAAUUUCUCUGUUGAAAAAUAAAGAAAUAGGAAGGGGAUGAGAAGCUCGGGAUUAGAUCAGACCACGCAGCAAGGCUGUGGACCCUCCAUUGAUGGAAGUAUUAAGAGCAAAGCGUGGAGGGCAGCUCCUGCCUCGGGCUGCAAGGCUUUGUGAUGCAAAGCCCAGGAUGCAAACCGAGAGCAUCAUCACAGGGUGGCGCGGGAGAAGCUUUCAGUAUUGCAAGCGUCUUCACAGGGUUGUUUUUGGCAAGAUGAGAGGCUUGGUGUGCUAACCCAGCACAUCCUGGUGUCAUCAGGUUGUGUGCUGGGUGAAAUCACAGCCAGGAGCCCAAAUUUCUCAGGGGGGAAGCGUGCAGGCUCUGCCGAGGGGCUUUUUUUUUUCCUGUGUGUUG